This is a messenger RNA of Cadophora gregata, 1845 nucleotides long. RefSeq lists its product as uncharacterized. Gene Ontology annotation, molecular function: RNA binding; pseudouridine synthase activity. Bases 1 to 1845 code for a protein of 614 amino acids. The record is from RefSeq and is a predicted model, not a curated record. Gene Ontology annotation, cellular component: mitochondrion. Gene Ontology annotation, biological process: mRNA pseudouridine synthesis; tRNA modification. NCBI's taxonomy places the organism in Eukaryota, Fungi, Ascomycota, Leotiomycetes, Helotiales, Ploettnerulaceae. The transcript is spliced from 2 exons.
AUGGCAUGGCCAGCCUCGCUGGCCUCCCUCCAGCGCUGCCGAGCAAUUGAACGGAACACGAUAAGGCACAGGCACUGGCACAGGCACCUGCACAGGCACAUAAACACCCCUGCAGCAGUAUCGCACCACACCACACCGCGUCGCCUGUGCAGCGCCCAGCGAAAAAAUUCACUGGCUGCACGAGAAGCAGACAAACUAACUCCUGCAGGCCUUUCACUGCACUGCACUGCACUGCACUGCACUCUUUUUUGCCCUGCCCUGCCCUGCCCUUUCCCCCCUUCCCCCUCUCUUCUCCUCUCCCCCACUGCAAAGGCUGGACGAAUGUCCGCCACCACAAUCUGGAGGAGGAUGACGCCAAAGAAGAUCAUGGAGGGCGUUUUUGCGGUUCAUAAACCUACCGGCAUUUCUUCAGCGCAAGCUCUGCGCGAUCUGCAACAUCACUUCAACCCCUCCGAAUUAUUUGCGCCAUGGUUGGAAGCCGAGAGAGCCGCUCGAGACCGCGAGGCGCAUAAUCAGCGCAAGAGACGGAAGGACAAACGUAUCCAAGUCAAGAUCGGCCAUGGCGGAACCCUCGACCCCCUCGCGACAGGAGUCUUGAUCGCAGGAGUUGGGAAAGGGACCAAGUCUCUCCAGGACUUCCUGCUGUGUACAAAAGUCUACGAGACCGUUGUACUAUUCGGCACAAACACUGAUACCUAUGACCGAGUGGGAAAGGUCCUCAAGCGAGCGCCGUAUGAACACAUCACCAAGGAUUUGGUCGAGGAGGCUUUGGAGCAAUUCCGUGGGAAGUUCAUGCAAUUGCCCCCACUCUUCUCUGCAUUGAAGAUGAAUGGUAAGCCAUUGUACGAAUAUGCAAGAGAGGGCAAGGAGAUACCCAGGGAGAUUGAGAGGAGAGAAGUCGAGGUCUUGAACUUGGAGCUGGUUGAGUGGAUGGAAGGUGGAACACAUUCUCAUGUUGCACCAACAGAUGAAGCUGGCCAUGCUGAGAUCAACGUUGCCAACAAGCUUUGGAAGCAAGAGAACGUCCAACCAGGUACUCUCAAGGGGAAGUCGAGUCUGGAACAGACUAGCAUCAAGAAUGAAAGUGUGGAUGGAGAAGCAAAGGAUCUUAGGGGGCCUGAAUCCAAAGAGACUGGAACAACGAGCAUUGAGUUCGCCAGUGGUAGCACUGAAGCGGACGAGGUACCGGAUAAGAUAACUAUUGAUGGCGUGAAGGAGGAGGAGAAGGAGAGCAUUUCAACAGGUGAAAAGGCAUCAAGUGCCACUACAGAGGAAGCUAGCACCCUUGCAAAAGAGAGCGCAUCUACAUCCAACGUAGCAACCGACGAGGAAGCCACGGCCCGCGAAAACUUCGAGCAAAAGAAGCGCAAGCUCAGCGAAGAUCAAGACGAUCUCAUUCUGGAACGUCCACCGACCAAAUCCCGCAAAGCACCACCUCCCUCCUCCGCCGAAACAGCCAUGAUGUCCGGCGGCUUACCGUCUCCUUCUGAAGACUCGGCUCCACAACCUAGCAUCGAGACUUCUCCUGUGGGAGAAUCUUCAGAAGACAGUAAAGUCAAAGGCCCACCAGCAGUCCGCCUCCGCAUGACUGUCACGUCCGGCUUCUACGUACGCUCUUUAUGCCACGACUUGGGCGCCGCUGUUGGAUCAGCAGCGCUUAUGGCUGAGCUAGAGAGGACUAGACAAGGAGAGUUUGAGCUGGGUAAGAAUGUGCUAGAGUGGGAGGAGUUAGGGCAAGGGGAGAAGGUUUGGGGUCCUAAGGUGGAGAAGUUCUUGGAUGAGUGGCACGAGAGGACGGAGUCGAAGGCUUCGAUGGAAAGGAGUGCAAAGAGGGAGGAGGCCUAG